Molecule: messenger RNA, 7463 nt
Organism: Episyrphus balteatus (marmalade hoverfly)
Lineage: Eukaryota; Metazoa; Arthropoda; Insecta; Diptera; Syrphidae
Product: lysine-specific demethylase lid-like
Exons: 7
Coding region: 269-5704 (1811 amino acids)
Biological process (GO): chromatin remodeling
Cellular component (GO): nucleus
Molecular function (GO): histone demethylase activity; DNA binding
Source: RefSeq, a predicted model, not a curated record
GGUGUGGUGGUAUAGAUAAAAUAAACUUGAAUUGUUUUUGUUUCUACUAAAAAAAACUAGUGAUCUAGCUAUCAAGCGAACAUGUAGUUUACACAAAAACAAAAAUUACCUAAAACAGUAAAAGUGAAGAAUAUUUAAAAGUUUUUUUUAGUGAAAAACUAUUUUCCAAAAAAAAAAAAAAAAAAAAAACUAUACAGAAAAAAAAAACAAAGGAAAAUGUAUGAAGAACUGAAAUAACUUUCCAUAAGAUAAGCAAAAAAGCACAGAAAUGGCAUCACUAAACGAAACAAGUCGCGUUUCAACAGAUCCAAAUUGUUCACCACCACAAUUAACCUCUCGCCCACCUGCAUCUGCAUAUUCUAUUCAAUGGCCACCAGCAGCGGUAGCUCCUUCGUCAGGCGGUGACAUCUCACUAUCACCAGCGCUAGGUAGUCCAGCCAAAGGUCACGAAUUAUCAUCCUCCGGUGCAGGAGUCAAUCGAGUCAAAGCCUAUCAGCAUCUUCCACACAGUUCGUCGACGUUUUCACAAAAUAAAAACCAAGAGUACGAAUUUUUAAAGCCGCCCGAAUGCCCGAUAUUUCGGCCGAACGAAGAUGAAUUCAAAAAUCCCCUCACUUAUAUAAGUAAAAUACGACCUAUUGCUGAGCGGUAUGGCAUUGCGAAGAUCUUACCACCAAAAAUGUGGACACCACCAUUUACAGUGGAUGUCGAUAAACUUAAGUUUACUCCCCGAGUUCAGCGAUUAAAUGAGCUGGAAGCAAAAACUCGUGUCAAGUUAAAUUUUCUUGAUCAAAUCGCUAAGUUUUGGGAGCUUCAGGGAUCCUCGCUUAAGAUUCCAAUGGUUGAAAGAAAAGCUCUCGAUUUGUAUUCAUUGCAUCGAAUUGUUCAAGAAGAAGGUGGCCUUGAGCAGGCAACUAAAGAACGCAAAUGGUCUAAAGUAGCACAUCGCAUGCAAUAUCCACCGGGAAAGAGUAUUGGGGCAAUUUUGAAAGGUCACUACGAAAGAAUUCUUCAUCCUUUUGAUAUCUACACGUCAGGCAAAGUUAUCGACAUCAAAUUGGAGUCUGAGAGUGAUGAUAAAGACUAUAAGCCGCACGGUAUAGUGUCGCGUCAACAGAUAACACCACCAAAUGAAACAACAGCUAGGCGCUCAAAACGAUUCGCCAAUAUGAACGCCAGUAAGGAGUCGGCCUGCGGACUAGGCACUAUUUCUGCAAACAUUAAACCAGAAACUGAGGAUGACAAGAAAUCCGUAAAAUCUUUAGCAGCACGUCCUGGCAGAGGAAGAUUCAUACGUCCGGCCACUCCAGCUUUGUUAAUUCACAAUGACCCUCUUGCCAAGUAUAUUUGUCACAUUUGCAAUCGAGGCGAUGUAGAAGAAGCAAUGUUGCUCUGUGAUGGAUGCGAUGAUAGUUAUCACACGUUUUGUCUACUACCACCCUUGCAUGAUAUACCUAAGGGGGAUUGGCGUUGUCCACGUUGUGUGGUUGAAGAAGUUAGUAAGCCAACGGAGGCAUUUGGCUUCGAGCAAGCACAGCGGGAAUAUACUUUACAGCAAUUCGGUGAGAUGGCUGAUCAAUUUAAAGCCGAUUAUUUCCAUCGGCCGGUGCACCUCGUGCCCACGGAUUUGGUGGAACGUGAAUUUUGGCGCAUUGUCUCGUCCAUUGAUGAAGAUGUUACUGUGGAAUAUGGCGCUGAUUUGCAUACAAUGGACCAUGGAUCGGGAUUUCCGACCAAGAGUUCUUUAUUCUUACUGCCGGGCGAUCAAGAAUAUGCAGAAUCAAGUUGGAAUUUGAAUAAUCUUCCUUUGCUGGAAGAUUCAAUCCUUGGUCAUAUUAACGCUGAUAUAAGUGGAAUGAAAGUUCCGUGGAUGUAUGUGGGAAUGUGCUUCGCUACCUUUUGUUGGCACAACGAAGAUCACUGGUCUUACUCGAUCAAUUAUUUGCAUUGGGGUGAACCGAAAACUUGGUACGGUGUGCCAGGCAGUAAAGCUGAAACUUUUGAAAAAACAAUGAAGAGUGCUGCCCCAGAACUCUUUGCCUCGCAGCCUGAUCUCUUGCAUCAGCUGGUGACGAUAAUGAAUCCCAAUAUUCUUAUGAAUAGUGGUGUUCCAGUUUACCGCACUGACCAGCAUGCUGGAGAAUUUGUUAUAACCUUCCCUCGUGCUUACCACGCUGGCUUUAAUCAGGGCUACAAUUUUGCUGAGGCUGUUAACUUUGCUCCGGCUGACUGGCUUAAAAUGGGUCGCGACUGCAUCAAUCAUUAUUCGAUGUUGCGACGAUUCUGUGUCUUUUCACAUGACGAACUUGUCUGCAAAAUGGCUCUAGAACCGGACAAGCUGAAUUUUGCCAUUGCUACUGCCUGCUACAUCGACAUGGUUAAAAUGGUUGAUUCGGAGAAAAAAUUGCGAAAAAGUUUGCUGGAGUGGGGUGUCACGAAGGCUGAGCGUGAAGCCUUCGAGCUAAUACCUGACGAUGAACGCCAGUGUGAAGUUUGUAAAACCACUUGUUUUCUUUCAGCGGUGGCAUGUCAGUGUACAAAACAAAUUGUCUGCCUUCGCCACUACUCGGAGUUAUGCGAAUGCAAACCGGAGAGCCAUUUGUUACAAUAUCGCUAUACUCUUGAUGAGAUGCCUCUGAUGCUGAAGAAACUCCAAGCAAAGGCACACAGUUUUGAACUUUGGCUUACUAAAUGUCGCGAUGUAAUCGAUCCACCCACUCCUGGUAGUAAAAUUACAUUGGAAGAUUUGCAGGAGUUAGUACAAGAGGCAGAUCGAAAGAAAUACCCCAGUUCGCUGUUGAUAGACCGUCUUAAUUCAGCCGUACUUGAAGCUGAAAAAUGCGUGACUGUAAUUCAACAAUUAGACAUAAAUAAAGUUCGUACACGCACUCGCCAUUCGAAUGAUUCUACAAAAUACAAAUUGACCAUGGACGAAUUGGAGUUAUUUGUCGAAGAAAUUGAUAAUCUUUGUUGUGUUAUCAAAGAGGGUCAGAGUGUUCGAGAAUUGCUAACGUUUGGAAAGAGUUUUGUUACUUCUGCCGAUGCCUUAUUAUCUAAAAAAAUCAACAAAGUGGAAGAGAAGGCUAUUGAAAAGCUUAUCGAUGAGGGUCAAUUGCUGUGUAUUGAGUUGCACGAGUUGAAAAAUCUACGCAUUCGAUUUGAACAAGUUUCUUGGUAUAAUAAAUCUCGACGUUACCGCAACUCCAGUUCAAAACUACAAAUAAGUGAUGUAAAUCGCCUCAUUCAAGACGGCCAAAAGCUCAUCCCAGAUCCGAUUUUAGAAAAAGAAAUUGGGACAUUGCAGGGCAUUGUACUGUCGUCUGAAGCUUGGGAGAAAGCUGCAAAAUCAUGUUUUCAAACAACUACUCCAAGUGAUAUGUCAGAAAUUGAACUUAUUCUCGAGGCAGCUGAAAAAAUUGUUAUUGAGCUACCCACGAAGCCGGCCCUCAAGGAAGCAUUGAAAAAAUCUCGAGAUUGGCUCGCCGCAGUAGAGAUGCUGCAAAAGAACGAACAUUAUCCAUACUAUCACACUCUUGAAGCAGUCGUUAAUCGAGGAUUGAAUAUUCCGUUGAAGCUAGAAGAAUUAGAUCGAAUGAAAAAGCAUCUAGAUGCAGCGAGCGAAUGGAAAGAUAAAACUGCUAAGUCGUUCCUUCGCAAACACACCCGAUUCACACUUCUCGAAGUUUUAUCACCACGUACAAGUGCCCUUAUGACAGGUAACACUAGCGAAUGCAAUCUCCCCCCCAAACGAACACCCCCCGAAGAGCAAUUCACCGAAGAUUUAAGUCCUGCCCAAAUGGUGGAUGCAUUUAAAAAGGCUGAAGAGAAGGAAAUCACAGAAAUGCGUGAAUUGAGACGCUUUAAUUCAAAGGCAUCAACCAAUGCGUCAGCUGAAAGGAAAUAUUGUUUUUGUAAGGGCAAGUUUACGGGGCAAAUGUACUUAUGUCAGCUUUGUGCCGAUUGGUAUCACAGGGAAUGUGUGCCCAAGGUUCAUUGGAAAGACGGUAUGAUUGUUACUCAAAAUGGGCAACCAGUAAUGACUUGUAAAUACUUGUGUCCGUCUUGUAUGAGGUCUCGUCGUCCUCGAUUGGAGGCGAUUCUAUCAUUGUUGGUGUCUUUGCAAAGGCUCCCAAUACGCCUACCUGAAGGUGAAGCUUUGCAAUGUUUGACUGAACGGGCAAUGAAUUGGCAAGAUCGGGCUCGCCAAGCUUUUCUCAUAGAAGAUGUAGCUGCUGGUUUGGCAUAUCUAAAUAGUUGCAGACAAAAAAAAGGCGACAAGUCCAAAAAUGAGUCUUCAACUGAGGAGAAAAAAUUAUCAUCAUCAAAGCUUGAUGGUGGUGAACAGACUACCGAUGGCGAUCUCACAGAAUCAGACCUUGCAAAUGAUGACAGCUGUGGUGAAGACUUCAACAAUAUUAUUUUCUCGCGUAGUGAAGGCGAAGAGGAACCACAAGCAGAGAUUGACAAGGAAUCAAUGCUAAUGGCCUCGGUCUUAGGAAGUGAUGAUUUGCAAACAAAUGAUCUAAAUACCGAAAGUAGUUUGUUAGAAUCAAACAAACCCACUUCAGGAGGAAGUGAAAUUGAACAUGCAUAUUCAGUUCCAUCUUUAACCGGUCAAUCUGAUGUGACACCUAUAACAACACCUAACAGCAACACCAGCAGCAUUAUCAAUACAAAAGCUCGUACACCUUCCCCGCCUAUUCCUUUUGAGUUAAAACCAUCAACAUUAGAAAUUCUGGAAAAUCUUAUGUUGGAAGGUGAUUUACUGGAAGUAUCACUCGAUGAAACAAAUCACAUAUGGAAACUUUUGAAUUUAGCUAAAUCACAAAAUACUGAUGCUGCUGCUUCACAUGUUGCUCAACAAUCAAAUAAUCAAAAGAAGCGAGAAUCAAAAGAAUUUGGUAGUCAAUCGGCGGCGGCGGCACGAGCUUUCAAAAAGCGCCAAAUGCUUGAUGGAGGGGCAUCAACAACUACAACGACACCAGUCAAGCGUUUAUGGAAAGGUUCCGAAGCCAAUCGCAAAACAAUUGGAAAACGUGAUAAAAAAAUCAAAGAGGGCGCUGUUGCAAGUGCAAUAUUUGGUGGAGGCGAUAAUACUUUGGACAAAUUGACCGAUUCUGAAGUUGGAAGUGGAAGCGUCAAACCAUCACCAUCGUCAACAGCAGCAACAACAUCAGCAGCAAAUGUACGAAAACGUAAACGUGCUGGUGGUGGAGGUGGCGGUAAAUCGUCAGCUAGACAUGAUAUGUUGUCUAUGAUGAACUCAACAUCCGAUGACGAUGAAGAAUGUCGUGCUCAAAAUUGUCACAAGCCAUCAGGUCGCGAGGUAGAUUGGGUUCAGUGUGAUGGAGGUUGCAACGAAUGGUUCCAUAUGUUUUGUGUUGGAUUGGAUCGUAAACAAAUAAAGCCAGAUGAUGAUUAUAUUUGUAAACGCUGCAUGAAAUCAAAUGCCGAAAAUAAUUCAUCCUCCUCUUCUUCUGCUGUUGUGACUGCAACUCCAACUCAAACUAAUCAGCAACCUCAACAGCCUCCAUCGAUCAUAGAAGCUUCCAUAUCAUCGUUUGUUGAAAAAUCAAAUAACGUAGAUACGAUUUCACCAUCAUCAGCCGAUGUAGCUAUUGUUCAAACAACAUCAGUUAUAACAACUCUGUCAUCAACGUUUUCACCCACAAGUACAAAACCCCACAAAGAUAUUGUGAGUUAAAUAUUCAAUUUUAACUUAAACAAAAAAGGUAAAUUAAACAUAAUAUUAGGCUGUAUUAAGAAAAAUACAAAAACAAAAAACAUCCCACGAUCAACCACAACCAAAAAAGUUUAAAUCAUAAAUUUUAUUUUAAAUUAAAAUGUUUUGGCAGUUUUGAGAGUUGUAUGAUAAAUUGUAUUCUUAUUUAAUUAUUUAAUUUUUUUUUAAGAAGCAAAAACUACUAAUUUAUAAAGUAGUUGUAGUUUAAUUAUUUAAUAUGCACACAUCUAUACAUUUCUAUUUCUUUUUUUUUUUAAGUAUUAAGCUAGAAGAAAAAAACUCAAUGAAAUUAUAAUAUUAAAAAUGUAAUAUUUAGUUUAACAAAUAUAAAUAUUUCAUUUUCACUUUUCAUUGGAAUGAUAUAUGUAUGUAUAAAUAAAUGAUAUAUAUAUUCACAUUUUAGAGCUUUGUCCAAACGGAUACUAUUCUAAAUGAAAACUUCCAGUUAAAUGUGUUCCGGAGAAAGGUUUUCAACCGAGAAACUCUCAAACGUCGUUCCAUUUUUGUUUUAAUUUUGUUCCCUCCUCAUUAAUAAACGAAAAGAGCAAAAUUUGCAGAAGAUUUUUUAUUUUGAGCCUAUCUUCCUAACAGAUUACCCCGGGAAUUUUCAUACAAAAUAGGGCUGGUAGAACCAGGGACGUAUUGGUUUCAUCGGUUGGGUCAUUCAUUUUUGAUUUUUUUUUAAUUCAUUACAUCGAGAUUAUGUUCAAAAAAAUAAGUCGAAUAUAAUUGGAAAAAAAAUCAGUUGGUUUAAAAAAAUAUUUAUUCCAUUUUUACCUCUUUCAAUUAAAAAAAUAGUUUUACUAACAUAGCCACUCUUGAUUUUAUUUUAAUUACUCCUUGAGAACUUUGAGUCUUUGAAAUAAACAAACUGUCAUAAGUCUUAAAAGAAUGUUCUUCUGUUUUGACUUUUUUUUAUAAAAAAACUGGGAAGUUUCUUAAUCAUGGCAUUCAUUUUUGAAAAGUAAAUUAAAUCAACGACGACUCUCAUGUUUAGCUAUAUCAUUUCGUGUUCAUUGCAAAACUCUCACAAAAAAUACCCUGUCAAUUUGCGUUAAAAAAAUAAACACGGUAGGUUUUUUCUUUUGGCAGUAAGACUAACCUCCACGAAAUAUUUGUUCAUAAGAACCAUAAAAAAAGAAGAUCUCCUUCUUUGUUAAUUGUGUCAAUUUUCCAUAUCUAAAAUAUUAACCACAUUAGUUUUCCAAUCUCGUCUAAUUUUUGGUUUUAUUCUUUUGUGAACGAUGAUUAAAAAAAAAAAAAAAAAACAAUCCAAACCCAAAGAACCUGAUUUUAUUACAACCAGUCUCCCUGUGGUUGGAUUUUAAAUAUAAAUUCAUGAAUUUGAAUUCUGUAUAAUACGUAUGGAAUUUUAUUUUAGUUUUUUUGAACAAUCAAUCAGUUGAAUUAUUUUGAUCUCAUUACAAAAAAAAAAUAAAAUAAAAAACAAAACAAAAAUUCUUUUAUUCGUAUUUUACUUUUAUUUAUAACAAAUAAGAAACGUGUAAAAAAAAAAAAAACAAAAAUUGAUGAAAUAUUUAAGAUAAAAAGUAUUGGAUCAAAAAGAAACCAACAAUAAUAAAUAGAAAAAUUAAAUUUUAUUCGAUAAUCCAAACACUUUAGAAUUAAGAUUUUAAUUAAUAUAACUGUAUAAAUAUAUUUUUCCGCAAUUAAUAAAUCUAUAAAAAAAUAUAUAUAUUUAAUGAGCUUUGUAAAAUGU